CAAAGUGUCUAGCACAUCUAUCUAUAUUUAGCUGGGUUCCGCUUUGGCAGCGGCACGUCCGGCUGCGCGUCCGGCAGCUGCUAGGUGGUGGAGCAAGAUGCGUAAAACCUUGCAUUGGCUCUCCAUCGCUGUGGCGACGGCGGAUCUCAAGGAUCCUUCCUCGCCUUUGCCCACACCAGCUGCGGCGCUGAAGCUUAAAAAGCCUCCUCUCCACUGCGGUGUGGGCACCAAUACCUUCACUGACUGUCCUCAGUGCUUAGAAAGCGCCAUGAACUCUGGUGCCAUCGACUUUUGGUGGAACUGGGACUAUGUGCCCAAGGUGGAUAUGAGCCACUUGCCCACCGAGGUCAUAUCAAAAGCUCGAAAGAGUUUCACACCAAUGAUUUGGGGCACUAAGCUUCCCAAGAACUUCAGCUUCUUCAGCUUAGGCAGCGAGUAUUUGAUGGGCUUUAACGAGCCAGACCAGUAUGGCCCAGCCUGUGCAGGGGAGCUGACGCGUGGCAGUUUCGGCUGUGGAGAGGAGGAGUACCGACCAGCAACUAGUGCGGGCUUCGCUGCUCUCUUCGACCCCGCCAAGGCUGCUAAGGAGUGGCAGAAGUUGGUGAACCUUCUUGCUGAGGUCCCACGAGAACCAGGUGCCCCCUUGACCAGAUUGGCUGCGCCCUCAAUGGCGCAAAAUGCUGAACCGGUGGAUGACUGCACGCAUGAUCCUGCCCUACCAGAGGCGAGGAAGUACUGCCGUGGCUGGUUGCAGAGCUUCAAGGCAAUCGCUUUGACCUUGAGCUGCAAGACAUUGUCAGGUCGACAGACCAACUGUUGGGAUGUGAUUGAUGCCUUGCCCAUCCACGGCUAUGCUCGAAGCGCGGAGGAGAUCAAGCAGAAGUUGCAGCAGUACCAUCGAGUCUUUCAAGAAGAUUUUGAGGGCACCCAGGGCCGCAGCAUGAAGAAGCUUUGGUUGACCGAGGUGACCAUGGGCAGCAACGAAGCUUCGGAGUUGGUGAGCUUUGUGGAUGGCUUGAUGAACGCCCAUGAUGGGCUCCAAAACCGCGAGCUUUUCAGCUAUGUGGAGCGCAUCAGCUGGUUCUCGGAGUGGAGCAUGGGAGCCUUCAAGCUCUCGAGCUACGUUCCACACAUGGAUGAGGCCUGGUCUUCCUCCCUUUUUGAGCCGACCACGGGCCACUUCACUCCGCAUGGGCAGAGCUUCAUCCGGCAUUGCCACCGUCCGGACGGCUUGGUCCACCCAGGGGCAGCUGACCCACUCAAGCCGCCACCUCACCCUCCAGCCGCUGCUCCGCUCGCGCCGCCCCCGACGCAGCCGCGGCAGGCCGUGUGCUCCGUGGGCGCGAUGGUCUCCUGCCCUGGUGGAGGGAGCUGCCAGGGGAACCAGUGCUGCCCAGAUGGAAGCACGUGCCCAUCUGCAGAUGCCAGCUUCAAAGGCUGUGGCGACGUGAAAUCGGAGGAUUGCACCAAGGUCAGCGAAGAGAUGCAUUUGCUCCUCCUUUCGGCCCUGGGGCCCUGGACCCGCGAGUGAAAGGCGCUGACGCCGGGCAAAAACGGCUCGUGGCUCGUGGAGCUGCGUCCGCUCGCGGCGGUAUGUUAUGGGAGGAGAACCUGGAUGAACCUAACGAGGAUCUGACUAUAGGCUAUAGGUGUG
Durusdinium trenchii is the source of this 1654-nucleotide messenger RNA. The record is from the annotation of a GenBank genome assembly. NCBI's taxonomy places the organism in Eukaryota, Dinophyceae, Suessiales, Symbiodiniaceae.